AGGAGAGAGGGGGGAGAAGAGGACACAGGGAAGAAAGACAAAGGUAAAAGCAAGUGGAGCCUUGUAGCCCACCGUGCUGCUUCAUCAGCGUCAGGCUAGAAAAGUGGGGGGAGACCCAUCCCCUUGGGAGAGGAUUCGGAGACAAAGGAAGCUUCAUGUUCAAAGGACCAGUGGAGAGCAAAAACGAAGCAGCCAUGUCUGAGAUGGUCCCAGAGCCGCGACAAAAGCCAGUCGUACCAAUGAAACCCAUGGGCAUCAACACCAGUUUGCUGGGCUACAUCGGUAUUGACACCAUAAUUGAGCAGAUGCGCAAGAAAACCAUGAAGACAGGUUUUGACUUCAACAUCAUGGUUGUAGGUCAGAGUGGACUGGGAAAGUCAACAUUGGUAAACACCCUCUUCAAAUCCCAGGUGAGCCGCAAAUCUUCAGGCUGGAACCGGGAGGAGAAGAUCCCCAAGACAGUGGAGAUCAAAGCUAUUGGGCACGUCAUUGAAGAAGGUGGUGUCAAAAUGAAGCUGACAGUGAUUGACACACCAGGAUUUGGGGACCAGAUCAACAAUGAGAACUGCUGGGAGCCUAUUGAGAAAUACAUCAAUGAGCAAUAUGAAAAGUUUUUGAAAGAGGAGGUGAAUAUUGCAAGGAAGAAACGAAUUCCAGACACGCGCGUGCACUGCUGCCUCUACUUCAUCUCCCCUACGGGCCACUCCUUGCGGCCUUUGGACCUGGAGUUCAUGAAACAUCUCAGCAAGGUAGUGAACAUCAUCCCAGUUAUUGCUAAGGCUGACACCAUGACCUUGGAGGAGAAGACAGAAUUCAAACAAAGAGUGCGCAAGGAACUAGAAGUAAAUGGGAUUGAAUUUUAUCCCCAGAAAGAAUUUGAUGAAGACUUGGAGGAUAAAACAGAAAAUGACAAAAUCAGGCAGGAAAGCAUGCCCUUUGCAGUAGUGGGCAGUGACAAGGAGUACCAAGUGAAUGGCAAAAGAGUCCUGGGCAGGAAAACACCUUGGGGAAUCAUUGAAGUGGAAAACCUCAAUCACUGUGAAUUUGCCCUACUUCGAGAUUUUGUCAUCAGGACCCACCUUCAGGACCUAAAAGAAGUGACCCACAACAUCCACUAUGAGACCUACAGGGCCAAACGGCUGAAUGACAAUGGAGGGCUGCCCCCCAUGACUGUUGAGACAGAGGAAAACCACGAAAGCAACCUGUGAAAGACCCUCCCCCUCCACGGUCACCUGGUGACUCUGGAUAGACAACCCACCCCUGCUACCCUUGACUCAACCAUGGGCCUGUCUCUGAAGCAUGUGGCACAUCCUCCGUGGGAGUGAGAGGAUGCAAGUGUGAGUGCGUGCGGGCGUGCAUGUGCCUCCCUGUGUGCCGGAGAGGGACAAGGGCAUCUCCCCCAUCCUUCCCAGAGUGUCCCCAUUCUCGGUUUGUUUUUUGCACAGUGGACUGUCCGUCAGCUUCCUUUCUCUCGUUUCUGUGUCUCAGCUGUGUAUCUUGCCUGGGGGAAAUAGUGUUGGGGGGAAGGAUUUCUAGGGGCAUGGAUUUUAGAGGGGGGAGGUGUGGGGCAUGCUGUGGUCCUAUUUUUAUCACUUGGAGACAAGGCAAGGAGAGACUCUGGGA
Messenger RNA from Poecile atricapillus (Black-capped chickadee), 1623 nucleotides. Its product is annotated as neuronal-specific septin-3-like. Gene Ontology annotation, cellular component: septin complex; neuron projection; presynaptic cytoskeleton. The transcript is spliced from 10 exons. Gene Ontology annotation, molecular function: GTPase activity; GTP binding; molecular adaptor activity. NCBI's taxonomy places the organism in Eukaryota, Metazoa, Chordata, Aves, Passeriformes, Paridae. The record is from RefSeq and is a predicted model, not a curated record. Gene Ontology annotation, biological process: cytoskeleton-dependent cytokinesis. The coding region runs from base 156 to 1208 and encodes 350 amino acids.